CGGACAUUGCACAGGGAUACAGGGGCCAAGUUAAAGUGCACGAUGGCAUUGUUGUUUGUCAUGGUCAUGGUCUGUAUGGCUGAUUCCACACAAGAUGCGGAAUGUAACGAGGGUCAGCAUUGUUCAGACUGCGACACGGUGGGCAUCUGCUUACAAGAUUGUGACAAGGGACAUUUUGGACAUAAAUGCAAGUCGCAAUGCAGCAUCACAUGCAGAUACAAGACCUGUACACUAGUUGAGGAUAGAGGCAUCGGCAAGUGCACUGCUGGCUGUGUACCAGGAUAUCAAGGCAUAAGUUGUGACAGACCCUGUGACCACGUAGUCGAAUGUACGCUGUGCCCAGGUGGAUGUGAUGGGGACUACUGCCAGCUGGGUGGGGUUUGUUUUGCUGGAUGUAGAGAUUCCUUCUACGGAGCUGCAUGCAAGACGUGCCCCAGUCACUGCAGAACCUGCAGCAGGAUGACAGGAGUAUGUGACGAGUGCGACCCAACACAUUAUGGAGAGAACUGCGAGAAGUCGUGUGAGAACUGUGCAGGAUCCUGUGAGUCCAGCUGUGAAUGUGUUCCUGGCUUCUACGGGGAUUUCUGUGCCGAGACUUGCAGUAAAACAUGCCGCCCUAAGUCAGUCCACAAGUGUCUUCCAUUUCCUGGUAUGACGUCAGACAAUUGUACAGGUGAAUGUGACAAACACAGUGCCGAGUGUCUCCAUGGUUGUGUGGAUGGCAGGUUCGGGCCGACGUGUUCUUCUCCUUGUAAUCCUGGAUGCCGACAUCAAAGGUGUCAUGCUGCAGGCUCUUGUGCUGAAGGCUGUGAACGUCACCAUUUCGGUCCUGCCUGUGAACCAUGUCCUGAGAGCUGCGUCAACCAGACAUGUGACUCUAACAACGGCUCCUGUGUAGCUGGGUGUCGUGACGGGUUGUAUGGGGAACACUGCAAUGAGACCUGUACGUUAUGUCCACGUGGUGUCUGUGAUCAGCACACUGGUAUCUGUGUGAGGCACUGCAAUGUCACCCAGGAAGGACGUCAGGUCAACUGUACAAAGCCUUGCUCCCCACCAGGAUGCUCGACAGGCUAUCGUAACUCCACUCUUCGGACACGGUAUCGCAUCAGCACAACUACACUGACGUCGGUUGUGUGUGCAGUCGUCCUUUUCGUUCUGGUUGCAAGUUCCGUGUGCUGCGUCUGUUUCCGCAAUGGCCCGUGUAUACAAAGGGCAAGCAAAACAGACAUUGUUGCACACAAUAAUGUAUCGGAGCAGGGCGGCGCUUAUACGGACUACCAGGUAUUGCAUCAGUACUGGGACAUCAGAGAAGAUUUGGGCGACGGGAUGCCGAAUGAGAACCACAAACGUACUAGUGGUGCUGAAAUGCUUGUUUUAGCAGAUUACUUUUCGAGUGCAGACAGAAAUGCCGACAUUGAAGCCAGAGUUGAUGACAUUGAAGCCAGUGAUGAUGACAUUGAAGCCAGAGUUGAUGACAUUGAAGCCAGUGAUAAUGACAUUGAAGCCAGAGUUGAUGACAUUGAAGCCAGAGAUGAUGACGUUGAAGCCAGAGUUGAUGACAUUGAAGCCAGAGUUGAUGACAUUGAAGCCAGAGUUGAUGACGUUAAAGCCAGAGAUGAUGACGUUGAAGCCAGUGAUGAUGACGUUGAAGCCAGUGAAGGAACAACAGGUAGUUCUGUAACAGACAACCACUCCUACACACAUAUCAUGCGGGACAUCUUCGUUGCUGAUCCGAGAACAGUCGCCUCAUAUAUAUCACCACUUGAGGACUAAAAUUCGAAAGUGACAUUAAAGCUAGUGACGGUGACAUUAUAUUGAAACUUGUGACUGUGACAUAGAAGCUAGUGAUGGUGACAUUCAUGCUAGUUACUGUCACAUUGAAGCAAGUGACGGUGACAUUAAUGCUAGUGACCGUGACAUUAUUGCUAGUGAUGGGGACAUUGAAGCUUGUGAUGGUGACAUUGAAGCUAGUGACUGUGACAUUGAUGCUAGUGAUGAUGACAUUGAUGGUAGAAAUGAUGACAUUGAUGGUAGUG
This is a messenger RNA of Haliotis rufescens (red abalone), 2036 nucleotides long. RefSeq names its product cell death abnormality protein 1-like. The record is from RefSeq and is a predicted model, not a curated record. Bases 43 to 1773 code for a protein of 576 amino acids. NCBI's taxonomy places the organism in Eukaryota, Metazoa, Mollusca, Gastropoda, Lepetellida, Haliotidae. The transcript has 5 exons.